This is a messenger RNA of Poecilia reticulata (guppy), 3725 nucleotides long. It is a transcript of the gene mrrf, whose product is annotated as mitochondrial ribosome recycling factor. Gene Ontology annotation, cellular component: mitochondrion. Lineage: Eukaryota; Metazoa; Chordata; Actinopteri; Cyprinodontiformes; Poeciliidae. Gene Ontology annotation, molecular function: ribosomal large subunit binding. The record is from RefSeq and is a predicted model, not a curated record. Gene Ontology annotation, biological process: translation.
CUUAUCUGCGAUAGCGCCUCUUGUUGAUGACGAACUUGUCAACUGUGGCGCUUCUCUCUUUAGCUAACAUGCUUCUCCUGUAAAGACUGAUCCCGAAUAGUCAUGGCUUUGAACCACCUGAACCUCCUGCGACCCUUUCUGUGUCGGUCCCUGGCACGGCCUGCCAGGUCUCCACUCACAGUCACAUCAUGGGUCGGUUUCAGACCACCGAUUUGUCCUGGUGCCUCCCUCCACCCUGCUCCUGCAUGCAUCAGGCUCUACGCCACCAAGAAGGCAAAAGCCAAGGCAAAGGGCCAGUCAGCUAAGGUGAAUAUUAAUUCAUCUUUGGUGGAAGACAUCAUCAGUCUGGAUGAAGUGAAGGAGGACAUGACCGCGGUCCUCAGUGCACUCAAAGAUGAGUUCACACGUAACCUCAGCAUCCGAACCUCGCCAGGGGCUCUGGAUCACAUUGUGGUGACGACUCAAGAUGGGAAGUUUCCUCUGAACCAGCUGGGUCAGAUCUCCAUGAAGUCCUCUCAAGUCAUUAUGGUCAACAUGAGCAGCUUCCCUGAAGCUACAGCGGCGGCCACCCGCGCCCUGAGAGAGAGCAGCAUGAACUUAAACCCAGAGGCGGACGGGACGAUCAUCAAGGUGCCCGUUCCCAAAGUGACACGGGAACACAGGGAAAACCUUGCCAAGUUGGCCAAACAAUUCAGCAACAAGGCUAAAGACUCUUUGAGGAGAGUGCGCUCCAAUUCUGUCAGCCAGGUGAAAAAGGCAAAAGAGGGUCACUCUGAAGACACAAUACGACUCGUAGAAAAACAGAUUCAACAGAUGGCAGACAACACUGCUGCGGAAAUCGACAAACAACUUGCAGCCAAGACCAAAGAGCUUUUAGGAUGACUUUAAGAAAAGAAAACCAAUAAGUCUCCAGUUACAUAUUUCAGCAUCAAUAAGACAAACGUGAACCUGUUGGUAACAGAAACUGGAUCAUGAUGCCUUCUGAAUCAUUCACAGACGCACGUUUUGGUCUGCUGAAUCUUUUCUUCUUGACCACACUGUUGGGUACCCAUCAUUGCCGUGCGAUAUUUGCGUCCAGCUGCAUAAAGGCGUAAACAGAAACUGGCACGGAAACGGCAGCGACGACGACGACAGACUGCCUGUCACCUCCCUCCUCUUCCUUGUUACUCUCCCCAUCUUCAAACAAACAUCCAACAGGGGACGAAUGGCCUUUUAAUGGGAUUUGUGGGCCUCCUCCUAAUCAAACUCCUCGCCACAGGGGCUGUCUGUUUAUACAAAGCAAGCGCACCCAUCCGAAUGUAAACUGGCUGCGGGUUUUCCUUGGUGGCAAGAGUAAGACGCAGUUUGUUCUCGAAACUUAGGCAGAUACCAUUAGCGUGCUGCCAAACAUUUGUUUCGCAUUGAUUCUCAGUCUGGUAUAAAUGCACAUUGGGAGGGAGGGAAAAAGAGCCUUUAAUUUCUGUCCAUGUCUAGGAUUGAUAACAUGGCUACUCUAUUUUAAACACAAUAAAGUCAGGAAAGACACAUUAUUGAUGGACCCCAUUAAAGAAACACUGCUUUGAAGCAUGUGCGUCAUCUUGUUCUCUCUUGUUUUCUUUUCAUUUGCUUUACUUUUUGGUUUAAAGCCGGCCCCUUGCUCCAUUAGCUGGAGUGAUAAUGGACUUUUCCUGUGCAGGGACCUUCUGGGGGCCCCGGCUGCUGGCACCGUGGUCGUCCAUUAGGAAAAAGAGGCUUUUAAUGUUCUACACUUGGCCUCCUUUGUCUUUAAAUAGCUUCACUUUUCAAACUUGCAGCUGAGAAUAGCUGGUUUGCAGGAGCUGUUGAAACCAAUUCAAUAACAGGAAUAGUUGGAACGAAGGAAGAAAAGCGCACGCACAUUGUGUCCGGCUCCGCUUUCAUCUGCCCGCUGUUUAUACCAGCCGGAGGCUUUCUGUGCCAUUAUGUGGCUGGUGUCAUCAUCUUUAUCAUGAUUUCUUUUGCUCCUUCCGCUACUGGUCACAGGCAGCCCGCAAGUCAGACAGGCUUUAUUUUCAGUCUGCCCACACUUGAUCUCACAGUCAUCUGAUGACUGCAGCCACUCUGCAGCUGCUAAUUACAUUUCUAUUACAAUGCAUUCUCACUUCUCCAAAUUGGAUUUAGGAAUAGGUGGCGUCGCCGGUUUCACUGGGGGCCUUACUGUGCGUGGGUUUGAUGUCCAGAGUCCUCUCUGUCUGUGGCUGCUCUUUAAUGGUCCAAACAGUCCAGAGUCACUGGAUAAACAAGAGUUUAGCAGAGGAGUGGACAGGCUGGGACAGAGGAGGGCGGGGUGGAAAUGUCAGGUUUUUGUGGUGAUUCUUGGUCCAUAUGUCAGCAAUUUGAGGGCAUUGUGUACCUUGGCCUAAAACAGAGGCUUCAUGAUCGAUGGAGGGGAGAAAAAUCUCCCAAAGUCCCUGGCGCACAACACAGGCAAAGCACAAGGAAAUUGCUUUCAGCUGAUAGCUUCAUUUCGGUUGACAUUUAUCAACUGAAUUACCCCUGUUCCUUUUCGAAUGUUUACUACUACCAGCAGCGCUGCCUUUUUUUUUGACGUACACGUCUGCGAGCGUCCGCCGUUAGCGUGUGAGACCGCGCUUGUUUGCCAACAAGAGAGCGGUGGAGGGUUUUGUCUCUGUGGAAGUUUGGCUGUAUCCUUUGGCGACGCCUCAAAAAAAUAUACAAGGCCAAAUUAGUUCGGUAAACGUUUGAUUUGAUAGCGCAGGCCUUUAUUCGCAGCCGGCGCAAAGCGCAAACAUGCUGUUUGUUAGAGUUGUUUUCGUUCUUUUUUGCAAGAAGGGUCAAAGUUUGCAUCCUAAAUAUUAGAAAGGUAGCACUUCCUGUAAAAAUACAUGGAACUUAAGAUGAAUUCAUCCUCUACUGCAGUGCAGCGUAUUCUCAUAAUAAAAAAAAAAAAAAAGAAAAAACCAGACUUCUGAUUUGAGUGUAUUUAUUCAGCAGGGGAAAAUCGUACAUUGGGUAAUAAUUGCUAUUUAACAAAUUUACCAGUGGCUCAAUUACUGGUUCUUCUUCUGUUAAUAAAAGAACCAGUAGUUGGUCCUUUACGGACGAAUCUCCUAACGUUUCACAGUGUUGUCUCCUACAUGCUUGGUAUGACAUGGAAACGAUUUGUCCUACUGUUGGGUAAAAACAAAAAACAUUCAUUUUGAAUCAUCAUAUCUUUGUGAUCCAUUAAUGAUAAAUUGUCUACUUUCCUGGCAGAAACCAUCAGCCUUUUAAAGUCUGAUUGUGUGUCAGAGAGUUAAUUACUUCAUGCACUCUUAAAAUGUCACAUUGCUUUUGGAAGAAAAGAGUCCCACGUCAUCACAGAUCCUCCACUAUACUUAAGAGUUUAAAUGAGGGUUUUUCUCCCUAAAAAUCAGUCAAUUGUUUCACUUCACAUUCAUGUGGAGUUGGUGGUUGUUUCAAAGAUUCAUUUUUACCUUGGUAAUCCAGAGAUAUCACUCUUUACUGCAGUUGAGAGAUUUUUUUUUUGUUUUCUCAACUUCCAUUUUCUCCCCGCUGGUUUAAUGUAGUGAAAUUAAAGGCUGAAAUUUACUACAAUUUUCCCUGUGUUGUUUUGCCAAAAGAGGGUUGUACAGCAGGGGAACCAGUGAUUGUGCCACUGUUGAGUCUGUUAAAAAGCAAUUAUUUCCUUAUGUGGUAUUUCUUUCCUACUCAAUAAAUGUACUGAAAUUAAAGGUCACAUUGUU